Molecule: messenger RNA, 1159 nt
Organism: Erigeron canadensis
Lineage: Eukaryota; Viridiplantae; Streptophyta; Magnoliopsida; Asterales; Asteraceae
Product: probable methyltransferase TCM_000336
Exons: 4
Coding region: 15-1115 (366 amino acids)
Biological process (GO): methylation
Molecular function (GO): S-adenosylmethionine-dependent methyltransferase activity
Source: RefSeq, a predicted model, not a curated record
CAAAACACUAACAAAUGGAUGUUGAAAAAGUUUUCCACAUGAAUGGUGGACUCGGUGAAAAUAGUUAUGCCCAAAAUUCAUCUCUACAGAGAAAGGCUUCAGAUAUGGUAAAACACAUAACCCUCAAGAGCCUUGAAGAAACAUAUGUCACCACAACACCAAAGAGCAUGGGCAUAGCCGAUCUCGGUUGUUCUUGUGGCCAAAACACAUUAUCAACCAUUCGCGAGAUGGUGGAAGCCAUUGAUGAAAUCAGCCAUAAAAUCCUAGAUGUCCCUCCACCCGAGUAUCAUGUUUACCUUAACGAUCUUCCCACCAAUGACUUCAAUGCCAUCUUCAAAAUUUUGCCCGAUUUCUACAAAGAAAUGAAUAACGAUAGGCAUCUCCAUGACGCAAAAAAUGUGUCGAGUGUAUAUAUUGCUGCUUAUCCGGGUACUUUUUAUGGCAGAUUGUUUCCUGACAAAUGUUUACACUUCAUUUAUUCCUCUUACAGUUUGCAUUGGCUAUCCAGGGUUCCUCCGGGACUUUAUGACAAGGAAGGCCACUCGAUUAACAAAUGUAGCUUUUAUAUUUCAAAAUCGGGUCCUCCACAAGUCUCUAAAGCAUAUUUCAAUCAAUUCAAAGAAGAUUUUUCAUUGUUUCUACGAUCAAGGUCGAAAGAGCUACUAGAUGGAGGUCGAAUGGUACUUAUUUUGUUAGGAAGGAGAUCUCAAAGUCAUGUUGACAGGGGCAAUUCGUUCCUUUGGGAACUUCUUUCAAGAUCAUUUGCCACUUUAGUCUCUAAGGGAGAAAUUAAGCAAGAAAAGGUAGAAGAGUACAAUGUGCACUUUUAUGCACCUUCAAGGAAUGAACUAGAGGAAGAAGUUAAGAAUGAAGGAUCUUUCGAUAUUGAGCAUUUGGAAAUGUUUGAACUUGAGCGAAACUCUGGCCCUUGUAUGAGCCAUGGCACCGCGGUGGCUAGGACUGUUCGAGCGAUCCAAGAAUCAAUGAUUUCCCAUCACUUUGGAGAACAUAUUCUUGAUGACUUGUUUGACAUUUAUGGAAGAUUACUUGAUGAAGAAAUUGAUGUAGAAGAUAUUAAGCCCAUAAGUUUCAAUAUUGUUCUUAAAAAAUUAUGAUUUGAAAACAUUUGCAGCCAUGUAGGCAUUUAGGUGUUGAUGCA